AUGGCUUCUUUCCUUCAGUUUCUUCUCUUGUUCUCUUUAUCUAUUCAUCUUAUUUUUGUGUCUGCGGAUGAUGAUCAGUCAUCCGCAGCACAACCUCGACCUCGACCUCGACCUCAACCUCAACCUCGACCUCGACCUCGACCACCCACGCCUAUCCUCAGGCCAACCAACCUCUUUCUCAAGGUGCAGAAAGAUGGUGCUACCGGUCUCCAUGUGACCCAGAUUUUCAAGAGAACCCCUCCUGUUCAACUCCCCUUUGUUCUCGACCUAAACGGGCAGUUCUUAUCUGUCAAUUGUGAAAACAAGUACUUGUCAUCAACUUUCAAUGCCCCUGUUUGCCAUUCAGCCCAAUGCUCUAGAGCCAACACCCACUCGUGCCGAACAUGCUCUCCCAGAACCCCAAGACUCCCCAUGGCUAGACCUGGCUAUUGUCACGUCAAUGCAUGCGCGGUCACGGCUGUGAACCCUGUCACCCAACAAAGUGCCAUUGGCGAGCUCGCGGAGGAUGUGCUCUCGAUCCCAUCUGCCGUAGGCUCGAGGCCAGGUCCAAUGGUCACAGUUCCUCAGUUCCUCUUUGCAUGCGCACCUUCUACACUUUUGCAAAGAGGACUACCCCAAAACGUUCAAGGAAUUGGUGGGAUGGGCCACUCCAGGAUUUCACUUCCUUCCCAGCUUGCUUCCCAUUUUGGCAUCCCACCAAAGAUCGCUUUCUGCCUCGCUUCUGGCUCGGGACAAAAAGGCGUCAUUUUCUUCGGCGAGGGGACGUACAUGAUGCCGGGAACCGAUGUGUCCAGGCAGCUGAUGUACGCCCCACUAUUCAUAGGUCAACAAGGAGAGUACAUGAUGAACGUCCAAUCCAUCCAAAUCAACAAUGUUGUUGUACCACUCCCUCCUAGGCUUCGUUCUAACCAAGCCACACUCAGCACCACAACUCCAUACACAAUGCUACAUCAGUCUAUCUUCACAGUCCUCACUCGGCUCUUCAUCAGGCAGUUCCCGGGAGUGCCGCCGGUGACCUCGGUGGCGCCAUUCGGGCUGUGUUUCAAUGCAAACAACAUCAGUUAUAGCAAGAUGGGUCCGCAAGUGCCUAGCAUUGAGCUUGUGUUGGACAACCAGCAGAAGAUAAGGUGGACUAUAUCUGGCCAAAAUGCUAUAGUUCAGGCGCGUCCGGGAGUUAUGUGCUUGGCCAUGGUAAACGGUGGGAUGAACCCUAGAGCUCCGAUCGUGAUUGGGGCACAUCAGAUGGAGGAUAACCUAGUGCAGCUGGAUUUGGUGAACUCGAGGAUUGGCUUCAGCAACUCGUUGUUACAGAGGACUAAUUGUGCCAACUUCAACAACAACAUGACUACUACUCCGUAG
Messenger RNA from Fragaria vesca subsp. vesca, 1359 nucleotides. Its product is annotated as basic 7S globulin-like. The record is from RefSeq and is a predicted model, not a curated record. Gene Ontology annotation, molecular function: aspartic-type endopeptidase activity. The transcript has a single exon. NCBI's taxonomy places the organism in Eukaryota, Viridiplantae, Streptophyta, Magnoliopsida, Rosales, Rosaceae. Bases 1 to 1359 code for a protein of 452 amino acids. Gene Ontology annotation, biological process: proteolysis.